AUUCUAUCUCUCUUGAAUAUUAGCAAGUAACUACCAUUCACGCUUUAACCAACCAACCAAACCCAGGGGGUGACAAUUCGGUUAUUUCAGUUAUAACCGGUAAUCGAUCGGUCGAUUAUCGGUUAACCGAAAUAACCACCUCCCCUACCGAAAAACCGACCAAAACAGGCUUCGAUUAUCUCGAUUAUCGGUUAACCAAACCACUUUGAAGAUCAAAAACCAUUUCGUCCAGCCUCCGAUAACCGACUAAAGUUCGGUUACCGGUUAGUGGAUGACCGGUCGUUUAUUGGUUUAAUCGGUCGGUUAACCGGUAAUCGAACUACCGCCCCUAACCAAACCCACGCUUCUCCCUCUAUUUCUAUCACAACGCAAAUACCUCCAAAUCCACAGACUCUCUCGUCCUCAAUUGUCCACAUCAAUACCAUAAAAAGAGCAAUCAAAAAUUUAAACUAACCUAUCAACGAACAAAGCUCAGCAACUUACCACAAAAACGAAAGUUCAGAAACAUUUUUUUUUUACGUGGAUUGGGCCCCCGACCCCUCCUGGGCUGGCCCAGUGAUGUGAUUCUAAAACAAUGCGCCGUCCCCAUCCGGCCCACCCGCAUUAACUAAUACCCGCCUUUUUCCCCCCAUUUCCAAUUUUACAUCACCUGUCACUCAAAGCGCAGAUUUUGUCAAUCUUCUUCCUUUUAUGCCCGUUAUCAAAGCAUGUUUGAUGAAGCCAGUGACAGCAACGAGAAAUACCAUAUGAGAGCUUGCAUUCACAGCCACACCAACCAAGAGUUGCAGACAGGAAGAAACGAUGCAGAAGCACGAGUAUCCAACCCGGGUCGUAAAGCGAUUAAACCAUCUUAGUACGACGUAGCCCUUAGUUAGUUAGUUAGUUAGUGAAGUAGGAAAGUGAUGCCACAUAAUUCGAGAUUAACAAAAGCUGAAGAUUAGAAGUAGAGGCAGCUAGGAGUAUGGAUGGCAAUGGGUUGGGUUGGGGCAGGUUUUGUCAAACCCAAACUCAAAUUCAUGAGUUUAUCCGUAAAAAAUUCGAGGUCAAACCCGUUGGGUUUGAAAAACUCAAACCCAACCCAACCCGCUGGGUAUCCAUGGAUUUUUGUGGUAAAAAAUUUACAAUAACAAAUUUCUUUAAAAAAAAAAGUCUAACAACAAUUUUCUCAUAAAAAUUAUCCAUAAAAAAAACACUAAUCUAGAGCAUACAAGCAUACCGCAAAUUAUCAAUACAAAUUGUUCAAAAUUAAAGAUAAAAAUCUAUAAAUAACAUAAUUAAUUGAAAGCUCAUUCCUCGUCAACUAAACUUCUUCACUCUCCACUCCAUAAUAUCAACUUCAUUGUACACAAUUAGAAAGAACAAAUUAGACAUGUCUCCACAAAUAUAAAGAAGAUUAGUUGUUUGAGGAAGAUAUAUUGCUUAGAAUAUUAAAUAACCCGGAAAAUUAAUUAUAUGGAUAAGGGCGGGUACCCAUAGGGCGGGUUUAUCUAAACCCAAACCCAACCCGAUGAAUAGUGUAACGAGUUUAAACCCGAACGCGGCCCAAAAUCCGUCAACACGAGUUUUACCCACGUUGACUGAGUUGGGUCGGGUGGUACCCGUGAGUUCGGAUUUUGUUGUCAUUCCUAGCUCGGAGAGAAUAAAAGGGGAAAAAAGGCUGGACUGGCUUAAACCACGUAACACAGACAAAAGAAAAGGUACAAAGUACUUGUCCGUUGCAGCCUACGAGUCCAUAUAUACCAUUCGAUCUCUUGUUUCUGCAAUUUUUGGGGAAAGGAAAGGUCGCUCACACCAUUCCUUUCACAUAAUACGUAAAUAUAUGCAUACCCAAAAGAAAUCUAGAGGUACAAAAGCAGCCACCACUCGAGUCUGCCCCCCCCCCCCCCCCCUCUUUAUAGCACCCACCACUUCUCAUUAAUGCCCACCUCCCUGUAUUUCCUCGAAUAGUACGGCAUAUUUUUUCUCUCUCAUUCCAACUACCUGACAAUUUGUUUCAAAUUGGGCUUGGCUCGGCUAAGCUCAACUUGUUAAUAAACGAGUUGAACUUGACCUAGAACAAUACUUGUUAACUAAAACUUCGAUUUUGUAUUUGACUCGAGAUGCAGUCAUCAAUGAGCUUGGGGAGCUCUGCUCGAAUUCGACUCGUCAAUUAGCUCGUGAAAUCGGUUGAGUUAUAUCGUCGAGUCCUUUCAUAUCUAAUAGAAGGAGCUAGCUCACGAGUUGUGUCUAGCAAGUAAUCGAGUCUUGCGAUCGGAACACGACUUAUUAACUCAAGAUUAAUAGCUCGUUAGCAAAAGAGUCGAGUGUCCAACGAGUCCCCCCCCCCCCCAUCGGAACGUCGAACCGCUCUUAACCAGUUUGGCUGAUUUGCAGUCCUAGUGCCAAUACGGCCGUACCGCUUGAAAGACGUAACAAAGAUCAUAUUAAUACGUUUCGUCGUAGUUCUCGUUCCAUUUUUGAGUUUUGAGUCGUUGCUCAUUAUGCUAUAUUUGUUUCGAUUUAGAAGCAUAUAGCUCGUAGCACGCUAUCGUAGCACAUUAUCCUUGUAUAAGAGUACCUGAUGCAAAAUGUUGUCCAUCUCCACUUACAUGAACACUCACAACUACUGAAUUAGAUUGAAUCACGAUUCACAUGGAACGCAAAUCAAAUUCGAGAAACACACUCCGCGCUAGUCAACCUAACUCCAAACUAUACGUAUGGUGAUAGUACCCAAAAGUAGUGUUAGUAUUUACUUAUUGCGACUCAUAAUCUUCGCAGAAUCGCAGUAAGUUGUAACAUCUGACUUUUCACUGAUACAAAAAUCUCUUAUGGCGAAGUUAUUGGGUGGCUGGCGCCUGGCGGGCAUGGCGGUGGUGCAAUUUGCAGGAUGGGACUGAGAGACAUAACAAAUCUUUUUUUUUUUUUUCAAAACAAAAAGGAAUAUUAAUAAAAAAAAUAUAUAAAGCGAAAGUCCAGCCUAUUUAUCCAUAUCAGAGUGUAGGCAGGCAGGCAGGCAGGGUUAGGGAGGAACUUCUCAUUGGUCCAGAACCCCUAUAAACAGAAAACAAAAUCCAGCUCCUCCAAAUUUCAAAAUUAUUAUUAUUAUUAUUAUAAAUAAACCCCCAAAACAACAGUAUACAAAAUUUCUGGAUGGGCAAUGAAAAAGGAGGAGCAUCACCAGGAAUCGCCGCCGGACCACCAUCUUAAACUCCAACCCACGGCGGAAGAAGCAGAAUCAAUCAUCGUCCAAGAAGAAGAAGAAGAGCGCGCCAGAUGCGAGUGGGACUUUAACCUCCGCGCCACCGUCUCCUCCUCCUCCUCCUCCACCGUCUCCGACGCCCUCGGCGUCAUCGAAUGCGACCCCUACGACCGCCUCCUCGCCACCGGCGGCAUCGCCCGCAAGAUCCGCCUCUACCCCCUCCACACACUGCUGCCGCCAAUUGACGACUCGGCUCCGCCUCAGCAGCUGGACCACGCGGCGGCGUGCUCCCGCUGCAUCUGCACGCCGGCCAAGCUCAGCAGCCUCCGGUGGCGUCCCCACGCCGGCGGCGCGGUGAUCGGCUGCGGCGACUACGACGGCGUCGUGACGGAGUACGACCUGGAGCGAGGGAUCCCGACCUUCGAGCGCGACGAGCACGGCGGGCGGCGCGUGUGGAGCGUCGACUACUCCAAUUCCCACCCAGCCAUCGGCGCGUCGGGAUCGGACGACGGGACCGCGCAGCUGUGGGACCCGCGGUGCGAGGGCGGGGAGUGUGUGGCUGCGGUGCGGCCCAGCGUUACCGGCUGUGCGGUGUGCUGCGUGGAGUUCGGGAGUGGGGCCGGGUCAGUUCUGGCCGUUGGAUGCGCGGACCGGAGGGUUUACGUGUACGACGCAAGGAUGAUGGUCCACCCGGUGCUUAUCCUGGAAGGGCACGCCAAAACGGUGACGUACGUAAAAUUCCUCGACGAAACGUCGACGCUCGUGUCGUCGGCCAUCGACGGCAGCUUGAAGCUGUGGGAUUUGAAGAGCUCCCAGGCUGCGGCGGUGAGGACGUACCGCGGGCAUUCCAACAGCCGGAAUUUCGUUGGGCUUUCGGUGUGGGCCCGGGGCGGGCUGUUGGGCUGCGGGUCGGAGAAUAACCGGGCGUUUGUGUACGACCGGAGGUGGGGCGAACCGAUUUGGGUGCAUGGGUUCGAGCCGGCGGGCUUUGGGUCUGAGCAGCAGCAGCAGCAUGGCGGCGGGUUCGUGAGUAGCGUGUGCUGGAAGCGAGGCGUGGAGGAUGACGGCGGGGAAUGUUGCACGUUUGUCGCUGGCGGGUCGGACGGGUCGUUGCGAGUGUUUGAAGGGACGAAGAAGACGGCGGGCGACGACGGUCCUGCCGUUACUUUCCGGCGGUAGGUACGUAUAGGGAGAUAUUAAGAUAAUAUAUUGAGAGAGAUCUAUUUUUUUUCCCUCCAUCAAUUUUUUUUUACUCAAUUUGGCGAUUAUUGUUUGACAGUCAUGCAUGUACUUAACGAAUGAUUGCGAUCAAAUGAUUGAAUAGUAAUUUUAAGAGAAUAUAUAUAUAUAUCUGUUAGCAUUUUUCAUGGGUAAUUGUAGUAGUAACCUCCUACUCUUGUUGUAUAGAAAUAUUAAAACAGAGAAUACUCUUUGGCAGUUUGGGAUGAGGGGUACAAAGAAGAGGCAAAUUUGCUAAAAACAAUGGGAAGGAAGAGGUGUGCAUUAUUAGAUUAAUGAUCCUGUCCUGAUAUCCAACGUUCCUGGGCAGUUGGAUCUGAGUCGUCUGUGUCUCUGUACAGUGAUGAUCAUAUGCGUAAAUUAUGCAAAUGAUGAGUUGGGUACCGAUUGCCACUUUCCCCUACUUUAAAGCUCCUGUCGAUCUGCUGUCUCCCCCCACCUUAUCUUUUAAUGAACAAAUUGCCUGGGGACAGUAGGCGGCAGCAGCAGCAGCAGCAGUACCUUUUUCCAAGGUAUUGCAGAGAAGUAGCUAGCUAGACCAGAAAACGACGAUCGAUGAAGCUGGCAGUGAUUUCUCCCACACCCUAUCCAAAUCUUCAUUAUCUGUACUUCUUAUCUAGUUAUCUACAUAGACGAGAUCUCGAUUCUUCAACCAGUUUUUUUCUUUUCUUUUUUUGAUCAAGCUCAAAGCUUUCGGUGCAACUUUCGAAUCAAAAUGCUCCAUCCAUAUAAUAAGCUGAUUAGAGUUUAUCAAUUUAUGUGAUCGUUGAUCGUAACAUUGCAUCAGAACCCGUUACAUAUUUGUUAUAUUAACGAUCCUUUGAAAUUUUCUUUCUUUUUGUUAGUCACAUACGAUAUAUAUCAUGCUCAUCAUAGGAAACUAUUCAGGUUUAUCUCUUGUUGCAAUGUACUUUACAAAUGUAUUGCAAAAGUUUUGGCUAUAAUAGACUGUAUCUAGUGUGUUUACUCAUAUAUCUUGAUUAGUAAAAAUUAGUCUGCUUUUAUAACGAAAAAAAAGAGUUAAAAAAGUGACAAUAUUUUGUUGGCGGCUGAAUUGCUUAAUUGAUAUAAUAAAAAGGUCAUAGCUGCUGAACACAUUCUAUGGUGGUUCUGGUGUUGAUCCAACUGGGGCGGUGACAAGAAUUCAGAGCGUAUUUGAGCUAGCUCAUGCUGGAUAUGCAAUUAAGAAGAUAGAUUUAGUUCGUAUAUACUACGAGCUUAUAACUCGGCCCGUUGGCCGAAAUGUUCAUAUUUGAUUAUUUAUAAUUUUAUGUUAAGUUUAAGUCUAUCAACCUGUUUAAUUUUUUUGAUAAUCUUUUGAAUUAAAUGAUACAUAAAGAAAUAAUAUAUAGGUUGAACACUCGAAGAAAUACCAUCAUCUUUUAAGAAUAUAAAAUAUAAAAAUGUAUCAUUGAUUUCAUUUUCAUUUUCAUAAUGAUAAUAUUAUAUUGGUUAGUUAAUUGUCAAGAAAGAUAGAAUAUAAAAGCUCACUGGAAUUACCACAUGACCCAUAUAUAGUUUGAAACUGAAUCUAAAACCUCACAAUCCUACAUAAAGGCUUUAAUGCUCUUCUUUUAGGAACAACAUGCCACUAAUAAAAAAGAAAUUGAGAGCUGUUGGUUCAAGUCAACUAUAUACUACAAACUAAACUAAAAGGAAACCAUCAAAACUUGAGAGCAAACGACAAAAUUAGGAUUAUCUCCAAUAUACUAAUAGACUUGAU
This is a messenger RNA of Linum trigynum, 6140 nucleotides long. The record is from the annotation of a GenBank genome assembly. NCBI's taxonomy places the organism in Eukaryota, Viridiplantae, Streptophyta, Magnoliopsida, Malpighiales, Linaceae.